AUGGAGACGGGCGUGAAAACUGGUGAUCCAACUUGUCUGUCACACACAGAAGGGACAAAUUUUCCAAAAUGGCAAUCUCAUGGUUUGAUGGAUUUCAGCUGGACACCCGGGCUGUAUCCAGAAGACCCGGUUCAUUCGACCGAGGACACAUGUGUGACUUGUCAACUUUGUGGUCAAUCGGUAAAAUCAAACAAGCUUCUUAUGCACAUGGCGGCGCAUUUUUUCCAACUGUCAAAAAAUUUCAAUGUGGACGAUAAAUGUACCACUACCGAGAAGGAACAAACACCUCGAUCUGCGAUAGAUCUGCUUAGGGAAUAUACCGUCAAACCGGAUCAUCUUUGCACAUUACGAAACACAGCAAAGGAUAUUUUGAAUUACCAACUCGGACCCCAAAUUACCGAAGCUGAUGCAGAUGCGUUUCUAGCCUUGGCAAUCGAAAUCCUUGCCUUCAGUCCAACAAUCCAUCAUCAAACAUAUGAACGUGUUCAGAGAGAAUGGUUUCAUCUAAAUCGACUCCAUGAUCAACAGUUAAUCACACAGUUUAUCUGUACAAGUUGCACACCAAUUAGGCAAUUCGCACUGGAAACAUCUCGUGCACUACACACACAGCUCACACAUCCCAUGACAAAUGCAUUAAAUAAUUCACAAAUUGUGGGCAUCCUGGAUGAGUUACUUACUAAAACCAGCAAUCCCUGUCCAUCUGGAGAACCAGAUAAUGGUAAAAUUUGCGCGGAAUCUUUCAGUUCUGUCAUCUCGUUACCUUGGAGACCGUUAACAGGGUUGUCAAGUUCUCCGGCUAAAAUUGGGUCCAAUAGUAAGCUAAUGGCAACCGAUCAGACGGCUUCUGAUGUUUCGAUGUUUCAACAGAUACCUUUUACCGAAUUACCAACUCCACUUGUCAGCCUUCCGCACAGUGAUGGUUCUCUUGUAUCAAUCGAUGCCAUUUCCUCAAGUUUUGCCAACCACAACUCGACUGUUCCUGCUGCAGACGGUUUGAAUACAAUGCUAGCAACCCUGUCCAAUCUCCCGUCGCGUUUAUUGGAUACUUUGGUUCCGUUUAAAACGGAAAAAUGGCCCGUAUCCCACUCCCCCACGAAGAAACCGAUGGAUUUACAAGAUUUCUUCAACACUUCCGUAUUAUCGGGGCAGAUAACUCAACAACCCCAGCAGUUUAAACCGAAUGGCAUGAAUAGCAACAUUGGUGCGACAAAUAAUGGUGGCCAUAACAACAGUUCUAACUUAUCAUCAGUGAACCAACAACGUCGCAGUCGUACUCGAUUGAGUGAAGCCCAAUUAGCCGUAUUGCGUUCUUACUUUGAUAUAAACAAUUCUCCGUGCGAAGAGAAAAUGGCUGAAAUCUGUUUGAAAACUGGCCUUCCGGGAAAAGUAGUGAAACACUGGUUUCGAAACACUCUAUUCAAAGAACGUCAACGAACGAAAGACAACCCAUACAAUUUUUCCGUACCACCUAGUACCAGUAUUGACUUGGAAGAGUACGAAAAAACCGGCCGUAUAGAGGUUCGACCAGCUCCUACUGAGCUCGCACACCCUAUGCCAUCAGAAGAUGACACGAUAGCCGCAGAGCCAAAUAAACAAGUGAAAAUGGAUGCCGAAAGAUCCUUUGAUGUGGAUACGUCUAAAAUAAAAGAGUUUCAACCGUCGAUAUUACUGCAAAGUCCUCAGGCCAGAACACAGUUUGAUAAUAAUGAUGAAGAUGAUUGUGCACCUGGCUCUAAACGGCUUCUAGACACCCCAAAGGAAGAUCCAGAAUCAAACCCAUCCAAACGCCCACGAUGCAGUUCGGAGGGAUCUUUCGGAAUGGAGUACAGUUCACCGAGACAUGCGUCACAGAUCUCUUCUCCGGUCAGUAUGAGCAAUUCGCCAUCUGUUCCAACAGACCCGAAUCUCAUACCCACUUUAUCCAAUUCGACUCCCAGUGUUUCCGAAUCAAACGAUCAGCAACUGAACUCCUUCGAUCUGGCGCACUGGUUUGUGAGAACUCCAACUGGUGAGACCACCAAUCCUCUCUUAGAUUCACAUCAGAUGGAUGACAAGAACAGUUCUAUUAGAAAGACUGAACCGAAUCAUCAAUUCAUAUUAUCUGGGGAUAAUCGCGUAUCUGCUAGCAUUCUAAGUACUCCAACUACCAACACUAAUGGAUAUUUCCCGGACACAAACACACCCGGUCUCGGGUCUCUUCCAGCCAUCCAUUACAACCCAUCACCAAUUGACGCGUUUCAUCUUCAGAAACAAGUUGAGGCAUUUAUGAUGGCCGCUGCAUUGAGCCAGAAAGUGACUAGCUCACCACCGCCACCGGUAAUCAAUGCGUUUCCGGGAGCGUCCAUCAAUCCCAACCCUGAUGCACCCUUGGACCUGAGUACCUCCAGUUCGUAUUUAACCAAAUCUACUGCAUCAGCACCAGUACCCUUAUUCCAGGUUGAACAUCCUCUCACCACAAUCGAUCCGCAUUUGACUGCAUUUACUCUGAAUACAAAUUCGGAUACGGGACUCAACACACUUCCGAAUCUGCUUCACCCGUUACCCAACAAUUCUGUGACAAAUGGAGCAGGCUCUAUUUCGCACAGUACCACAGUCACCACCACACCGAGUACACCAGGUGCCCGCCGAAAUCGAACCAGUAUCACUGCACUUCAAUCACGAUGUAUGCAAGCCAUUUAUGCUCACCACAAAACGCCUUCGGUACACGAAUGCGACCGACUUGGUGGUAUGAUCGGCCUUACAAGACGUGUGGUCCAGGUUUGGUUUCAAAAUCAACGAGCAAAGGAGAAAAAAAUGGCCCGUGUAGCCUCAUCAUACUCACCCGGAGCUACCAACGGAUCGUCCUACUCCAACACAUCAAACAGCAAUAACAACAACUUCACCACCACCAACAGUCUAUUAGAUUUUGUCCUCGAUCCAUCCUAUUGUGGUUUGUGUGAUAUACCAAUUCGAUGUGACUUAACCGGGGCUAUACCAGUUUUUACGAGAUCUUCUGGCAACAAUACAACAACUGGAACAACCACUCUGGAUCUGUCGUCCAACUCCGGAGCAGAGAUGCAUCCGGUUGCCACACACACUCUAAAUGGUUCAUCUGCUUCUAGUGCAAGUGCAUUAGCGACGCACGCGUCAUUUGUGGAUCAUUUAUUCUCUUCUGUUCAUUUGAAGAAACUGAUUGGUCUGUGCUCCAUCGAAGUACAAACUGGUCAAGUGUGA
Messenger RNA from Echinostoma caproni, 3213 nucleotides. Lineage: Eukaryota; Metazoa; Platyhelminthes; Trematoda; Plagiorchiida; Echinostomatidae. The record is from the annotation of a GenBank genome assembly.